Cladocopium goreaui is the source of this 929-nucleotide messenger RNA. Lineage: Eukaryota; Dinophyceae; Suessiales; Symbiodiniaceae. The record is from the annotation of a GenBank genome assembly.
AUGGCAAGCCUGAGCAACCGAAAGAUUGAAGAGCACAAUGCCGGGACCCAAAGUGAAAGCUCUAGCGAGCGAUCCAAUGUCGAGUCCUCAGACGAGUUCGAGAACUACCCAGGCAGGAAGCAGCAGCAUGCCAUGAGGGACGGAUCGUGCCUUCGAAGGGCAGCUGGUCGUGGCUCAUUUGCUCGCUUUGAAACGCAUGUAGAACCAAACCCUAUACGAUGCGUCGGCCAAGCUUCAAAGACCAGCUGCUAUAUAGCCUCCAAAACGUACGUUCCGCCACAGGAAGCAGCAGCAUGCCAUGAGGGACGGAUCGUGCCUUCGGCUGGUGCCAGCUACAAAUCCGAGGUGCUGUCACUUCGUGAACUGCCUGCCAAUGAAGGCGAACAGGCCGCGAACCAAACCCUAUACGAGUCGUCGGCCAAGCUUCACAGGCCAGCUGCAAGCCUCCAAAACGUACGUGGUGCCAGCUACAAAUACGACGCGCCGUCAGCUCGUGAACUGCCUGCCAAUGAAGGAGAACAGGCCGCUGAUGAUGCUUCGCUGUCUCGAGGACGUUUGCCUUGCAAUUUCUGUUUGUUUUUCAGAUCGCCCUACGGGUGCCUGAAAGGGAGUGAAUGCUCUUUCUGCCAUCACUCCCCAAAUGAGCAGGGUGGCCCUCAAGUAGCUAGACCCCGGAAGCUCAGACGUGAUCGGUGCAAGAGCAAAGUGCAGCAGCUGCUGGAGACGUUGACAGCCGAGCAGGGACCAGAUGAAGUCAUCAACGCUAUCCAAGCGGAGGCACAGAGAAACAAAUACUCCCGGACUCUGUGCCAAAACUUGCUAGACGACUGGCUUUCACAGAAUGGUGAUGCUCGCACCUGUUUAGCAGGAAGCACUGCUGCACGAACAGCAAGGGAACCUGAACAACAAGAUCAUAGCUGCCGUGCAAC